Messenger RNA from Daphnia pulex (common water flea), 6584 nucleotides. RefSeq names its product transcriptional regulator ATRX homolog. The record is from RefSeq and is a predicted model, not a curated record. Lineage: Eukaryota; Metazoa; Arthropoda; Branchiopoda; Diplostraca; Daphniidae. Bases 393 to 6203 code for a protein of 1936 amino acids. Gene Ontology annotation, cellular component: nucleus. Gene Ontology annotation, molecular function: ATP-dependent chromatin remodeler activity; ATP hydrolysis activity; ATP binding. The transcript is spliced from 17 exons.
ACAACGUUGUUAGCCGGUCUAAUGGCGCCUUGAGUCCUCACAACUAUUUUUUUGGUUUUUAGAAAGACACUGAAUUUGUUAACAGUUCUUUUUUUUUUCUACUGUGCUCCUCCUGAUAUUGGCAUUUUAUGCAGAUUUUCAGAUUUGCUGGGUUUGCGUACGAGAUUGCUCAGUUACGGUCGAAACUGAAGCAUUGAAAAGAUUGGAGAAAAAUGACCUCAUCUGUCGAGGAUUUCAGCAUUCCUGAUUUUGGUUCAGCAGAACAGAAUGAGGACAUGAGUGAAGACUGCAGGUAAAAUAUUUCACACAGUGUUUUAUUAUCUGUUUUCAAUGCCUUAAUGACUUAAUGUUUUUUUUUUAGAUUGGAGAAAGAUUCUUCAAAUGAUGUUGAUAUGUUUGAAGACUCUUCAGCGGAAGAGUAUGUUGGAGCCACCUGUGGUUUGAAGGAUAAUGGAAAACCUACUGCCUCAGCUUCAAAAAAUUCCAUGGCAGUUACCACUGGAAAAUCUUUAGUUCCAUUUAAUCAAAGUUCAAUUAUCUAUGAUGAAGAAACACUAAUGAAAAUGACUGACGAAGAGCUGCAAUUCUUUGAGAAUUACAAGCAGGCAAAUAAUGCUCAGAUGUCAUCAUUGAAGUGUACCACUUGUUCGUGCCAGCUUUUCCUUGUCAAUCGGGAUAACAUCAGAAUCCACCCAGUUUUAGGUGUACUCGUGUGCAAAAGUUGUCGAGAAUUUUACAGUAACGGCCCUUUUACCAAAGAUGAAAACGGACAUGAUGAGUAUUGCCGUUGGUGUGCCGAAGGCGGAAUGAUUAUAUGCUGCGAUACCUGCACGAAUGUGUUUUGCAAGGCAUGCUUAAGACGUUGCUUAGGACGUGUGAAUCUUCUAGAAAUCACAAGCAGUAAGUGCAAGUGGAGUUGCUUAGUUUGCAACAAUCUUCCCCUUUGGAGUCAAAGAGCGCUAUGUAGAAUGGUCAUGUCAGCGAUGAAAUCAACUCCUGGUCGAAAGUCUUUGUCAAGGCGAUCACUGCAGGACACGAAUGUUUCGAGUGAUCCUUCCAUUUGGUUGCCAGCCAUCAUAAGUGAAGCAGAAAAGUUGGCCACGUACUGUAAGGCACUGGCAUCAAAAGUGGGAGUCAGUUGGUCUAAAGAAUGCGAAGAAGCCGAUGGAAGUUCGUGUCACCAACAGAAAGACAAGGUCGUUAAUUACUGCCGUAAACUUCGUAAAGCCGUCGUCACAACUCGCCUAAAUAUGAAGUUACUGGAGGAGAAGCUGGUUGCUAAAUUUGAACAGAAUUAUGGCAACACCGCAGACAUAGAGGUCGAUCAACAGGAAUCAUCCAUCUUAAAGCAGGAUUCGACUCCAAGAGCCGGCAAGCGACUUAUAGUGAAAAUUAAAAACUUUAGGGAAGCAAACAGCAAGCAAGAUUACUAUGCCGAAGUUCGGGAAUCGCCACCUCCCCAUUCGGCAACUUCAAAUUCUACGAAAGAUUCUCCUCGGAAAUCUAUUUGCUCCUUGAGCAGUCAAGCAACUAUUCCACAUUGCCCAAGUCCCUUACCAACAGAAGAACAGUCUGGGGACAACAGCUCAUCAAAUGAAGCUGAAGCACAACCCAACGCAGCUGAGAAGACCCGAUUGCCAACAGUGGAAGAUACUCUCGCAAAUGAUGAAUCUGUCGAAUUUUUCGAUACGUUCUCAGAGCUUACUGAAAGUAAACCGACCGAAGAAGACGCUCUCCAAGAAAGGCAAGCUAGUUUAGUUGAAGGUGAUCAUAAGCUGUCUCUGGAACCAUUUCCAGUCAAAUUUAUAACGACAGAGUUAAAUUCGCAUUCACCCGAUAUGUUCGCUAAGACCCAAUCUGAAAAUGAUUCCGAUCUUGAGGAUUCCACAAAGACAGUUCCACUCGAUCAUAUUUUGCCAAAAGGUGAGGUCAGUAAUGUUAAUAAUGACAAAGUCGUUAUCAAACAAGAAGCGAAAAUUUCUACUACACCAUCCCCCACUGCCGGCUCAGCAAGAGGUGUAGGCACCCCGUCUCUCGCAGCAACAGGAAAUAAAUCCUUCAAAUCUAAACUCUCUAGAAGUACACCAACCUCAAAGGAACGCACCAGCACAAAAGUCUUGCCUGCAUCGAACGAUGAAGUCAUUGUCAACUCAACAUUGAGAACCUCAACACCAGUGACAAGUCAGAGCUCGAAAUCUCUCAAAUCGUCAUCAUCACCAGAAAUAGAUUUGAAUGAAAAGGCAAGGCUAGAACUUUUAAGGGAAUCCUCCGAUUCAGACGACAGUCUCGCUGAAUUGAAGCUCAGCCCUCGUGUAAAGAGAACAAAGAAAAGAAGAAGCAUACCGCUGGGGUUAGAGGACGAUCCUAAGCUGAAAGCCGAAUGCGCCGUCGUCGUCAAUCGCAUCACUAAUUUGAACGAAGUGCUAAACGGAAAGGAAUCGGAAGAAUCGAUGCUCAAAAAACAAGUCGACCGCCUAGUGAAAAGUCCGAUAAAAAUUGCAGUAAAUAGCUCGACUUCUGAAUUGGAUGAUUCCGAUCCAGGGGGCUUUGAGAAAGAGGCAGAUAAGCCUAAAAAACAGUACUCAAAGAUUAAAAAAUCUGAAACAAAACCUUUUCGGCUUGAAGAUCUGGAUUCAUCAUCUUCGUCCUCAGAGAUUGAAGCAACUGAGCAAGUAACUGGAAUAACCAAGUUGUCAACGACAUCGUCGAUUCCUGAUCGCAACGAAGCCGUUCGUCUAGCUUUGUUAGCAGCUAGUGAUUCAGAUUCAGAUUUUGAUAUGGACACCCAAGAAACUGAGAAUAUUCCAGACGAAGCUCCAAAAUCAGCAGAAGAAAAAAUAAUUAUAGAAUGUGAUUUGGCGAUGGAAACCGAUGAUAUUGGAAUAAUUGAGUUAAAAGAAGAAGUCAUCGGUCUAAGCACAGAUGAAGAAGGUGCUGUCAAAGGCUCGAAUCUCAAAACUGAUAAGCUAUUGCGUAUGUCAAUUGGUGAUCCCGAUGCCGAAUCUGACACGAAGAAAUCACAGAAAGGCAAGGAAGCCAAGAAAGAAAAAAAGAAGACUAGAGAAAGGAAGAAGCGGCGCAUUCAAUCAGACUCAGAUUUUCAAUCUUCAGAAUCAGAAAAAGAAAAGAAGAAGCGGAAGAAGAAGCGUUCAAGCCCAUCGGAUGAAGUUUCGGAUGAUGACGACUCUAGCAAAGAUGGAAAAUCUAAAUCCAAAUCACGUCGUCGAAUCAAGAGAGCCGCUACAAGUGACUCCGAGAACUCAAACGAUUCAGAUAUUGAGGUUCUGAACGAAUCCCAGCGAUCGGAAGCUGGCGGAUCGAAAGGCAGGAAAAAUAUCAAAAAGAUCAUGAAAGACACAAACCUUAAGGAUGAAACUAAAGCCGCUGCCAAAGAAGAAGAAGAUCGCAAAAGGCGUAUAGCUGAGCGUCAAAGGUUCUACAAUGAAGCCUUUGUUGGUGAUAUGGCCCUUAUCAAUGCGCAGACCCACCACCUGGUCUUAGAUUUCGACCCUAAAACCAAAGAGGAACUCGUUACGGUGGACAAACAUAUCGUCACCAAACUGAAGCCUCAUCAGGUCAAGGGUGUAAAGUUCAUGUGGGAUGCUUGCUUCGAAUCCAUCGAGAGACUCAAGGAGCAUCCUGGCUCUGGAUGUAUUUUGGCCCAUUGCAUGGGUUUGGGUAAAAGUCUUCAAGUCGUCACGUUGGUGCACACGGUCCUUACAAACAAAGCAUGCAAGGUUGAUCGUGUGCUAGUAGUCUGUCCUCUUAGCACAGUCCUAAACUGGGUCAACGAGUUUAACGUAUGGCUUCCGCCAAAUUCAGAUGUUGAAGUGUACGAAAUGGCAAGCGCCAAGGGUAAUAGUAAAGAUAUCCGAAAGUACACGCUACAGAGUUGGCUGGAAGGUGGAGGGGUCAUGAUCAUUGGUUACGAUAUGUAUCGCAACCUAACUAACGAGAACAACAAAAAAAUCACAAAAAAAGAGCGCGACGUGUUCACACGCUCUCUAGUGGAUCCUGGGCCGCAACUCGUUGUAUGCGAUGAGGGCCAUUUACUGAAAAAUGAGAAGACAGCUCUGUCCAAGGCAAUGAACAAGAUCGCUACUAGAAGAAGAGUGGUCUUGACAGGCACUCCGCUCCAGAAUAGCUUGCUAGAAUAUCACUGCAUGAUUCAGUUCGUCAAACCUAAUCUACUGGGAACAGUUAGGGAAUUCACGAAUCGAUUUGCCAAUCCCAUUAAAAACGGACAGGCUGCCGACUCGACUGACUCUGACGUACGGGUUAUGAAACGACGAGCCCACGUAUUGCACAAAAUGCUCGAAGAUUCCGUGCAACGAUUCGAUUACGCCGUUCUGACUCCAUUCUUGCCUCCUAAGCACGAAUACGUCGUGUCAGUGAAGUUGUCGGAACUACAGAUCAAGAUGUACCAGUAUUACCUGGAGUAUCAUGCCAAGGGUGGUCCGAAUCAUAUCGGUCGCGGAAAAGGAGCUGGACUCUUUGCCGAUUUCCAGGAAUUGGGGCGAGUUUGGACGCAUCCCAAAGCGUUGCUGUUGGCAGAACUUAAUCGUGAAGCUAAAGCAAAAAACAACAGCAGUGAUUCUGAAGGUUCAAUAGCGGAUUUCAUUGACGACCGAGGAGAAACACCCGUGAGCGACGAUGACGGCGGCGUUGUUUGUUUGGAUGAAAGUGGCGAUGAAAAAGAAGCCGCGGCAGGAACUAAAUCAAACAACUUUAGAAUGAGAACGCGUGCUGCCCGUGGAGAUCAGCCUCCGCCAGAAGAUGAAUUAGGCGUGACUACUCCAAUGUCUAGCACCUGGUGGUCACAAUUCGUCCAAGACGAGGACAUGGUCAAAAUGGAACACAGUGGCAAGCUCAUACUUCUCAUGGAUAUUCUUCGUCAGUGCGAGCUCAUUGGUGAUAAGGUCCUGGUUUUCAGCCAGUCCCUUGUUUCGUUAAAUUUGAUCGAGGAAUUCCUCGCAGCCGAGGACGAGCAAAAUGAGAAAAAUCGGGCGAGCUUGGCAAGCACCGAUUUAAAACAGGAUCCUAUUGGGACAUGGCGUUUCAAUCACGACUACUUCCGAUUAGAUGGACAGACUUCAGCGGAGCUGCGUAAAAACGCAUGCAAUGCUUUCAACAAUCCCUCCAAUCUUCGUUCUCGACUGUUUCUUAUUUCAACUAAAGCCGGUGGCUUGGGAAUCAAUCUGGUUGCAGCGAAUCGUGUCAUAAUUUUUGACGCCUCGUGGAAUCCCUCGCACGACGUGCAAAGUAUUUUCCGCGUUUAUCGGUUUGGGCAAAAGAAACCUUGCUAUAUUUAUCGUUUUUUGGCUCAAGGCACCAUGGAGGAGAAAAUUUACGAUCGCCAGGUUACGAAACUAUCAUUAUCGUGCCGAGUUGUCGAUGAGCAACAAAUCGAACGCCAUUUCAACUCAGCGGAUCUUAACGAGUUAUAUAUCUUCGAACCUGAUAGCCAUUUACGUCGACCGACUCCCCUUCUACCGAAAGAUCGUCUUCUGGCUGAGCUCACUAUCCAAAGAAAGGACUGGAUCGUUACUUACCACGAACAUGACUCGCUUCUCGAAAACAAGUCCGAAGAAGAACUGACGGAAGCCGAGCGCAAAGCCGCUUGGGAUGACUUUGAAAAUGAGAAACGCGGCGUAAACCCUAUGAUGGGCAUGAUGAUGAAUGAAAUGCCUGGUUUUAUGAGUAUGCCUGGAAUGCCAGAAAUUUUAGGAGGACUCGCCGGACGAUCGGUUGCUGGUAUUCCACUGAGUAGCAUAGCGGCUAUGAUCUACAACUCUAAUCCUGGGAUUAAUCAGGACGAGUUCCUUGGAAGGCUUCGAUUGACAGUUGAUCAACUUCAAAACUUUUCUGUCCAGCAAGCAGCUGCCGCUUCAGCCGCCGCAGCCGCUGCUUCCGCUCAGUCUGCAGCAUUACAGCAACCCGGUGAUGCUCAAAGAUUACUAAUGCAGCGCCAAGUAGCUGCUGACCAGCUCAAACGCCAAUUUGGUAAUACUCCGCAAUCACCAGGCUUACCAGGACCCAGUGGUUUAGGCGCAUCAGCUCCACCAAGAUCUCGCGGGAGGCCUACCAUAGGCCCACACCAGCGAACAGAUUUGUAUGGACUGGCCCCUGUUAUUUACAACUCUGCUACAGGAUCGAAUCAACCAGCAGGACCGAGUGGAUCUAAUUCUGUACCUAAAACGUAAACAGAACUUAAACAGAUGCAGAAAGAAAACCAACCUGCUCUCCCAAUGAUGGUCGCCAGUUUAAUUUUGUAUCAACUUGUGCUGUUUGAGGAACCAUAUUAUUAUGCAUGUCGGCCAGACUUGGUUGAUAAAGCCUCUCGCGAGAUUCCUAGGGAAAUCACCAGUUUCAAUUUAAUCGGCUGUGGGUGAUGCAUAAUUUUUUUUAUUAGCUUAGGUUUUUUUUUAUUGUCCUCCGUUUUCCUUCCUUCGGUUAUUUUUUUCCUUUCUCUAUAAAUGAGAUUGUGAUGAAAUUAGUUGUUCCUGUAUUCCCCAACCUUGUGCUUUAUUCCGUUUACCUACCCAAGUUUGUUUUCAAUUAAAUACAUUCACCAAGAAAUUUCA